Molecule: messenger RNA, 835 nt
Organism: Chelmon rostratus (copperband butterflyfish)
Lineage: Eukaryota; Metazoa; Chordata; Actinopteri; Chaetodontiformes; Chaetodontidae
Gene: cenps
Product: centromere protein S
Exons: 5
Coding region: 112-480 (122 amino acids)
Biological process (GO): resolution of meiotic recombination intermediates; replication fork processing
Cellular component (GO): FANCM-MHF complex; Fanconi anaemia nuclear complex
Molecular function (GO): chromatin binding; protein heterodimerization activity
Source: RefSeq, a predicted model, not a curated record
UGACUCUCACUCGUCGGUUUGGUGAUUUUUUCCCAGCUUGUCACUUAACUGCAGCCGUUGUGGCAACCCCGUUUUGUUCAGGUGAUCGGUAAAAAGUUUGCCCACAAGAAAAUGUCUGUUGAUAAAGACGAGACGCAUCAGAGGUUAAAGGCAGCAGUCCAUUAUACUGUGGAUCGGAUAUGUCAGAAGACCGGAGCGGACCACCGGAGAGAGUUCAGUCGACAAGUCAUAGCAGCGAUAACGGAGACGGCAGUCAGACAAUGUGAUAUAUUUGCUAAAGACCUGGAGGCCUUUGCAAGGCAUGCAAAACGAAGCACAGUGUCUAUGGAAGAUGUAAAGCUUGUAGCCCGUCGCAGUACAGCACUGUCCAACUACAUACAAAAUAAAAGUGAAGAACUGAACCAGGAGCAGAGGGAUUUGAAAAAGAAGAAUACUGGGAAGAGGAAGAGCAGAGAAACUGAGGAGGAAAGCAGAGAAUAAGGACAAGACACAGGCAGGCCUGCAGUGUCUCACGUGUGUGCAACAUUCAAAUAAACAUGAAGGCUGACUAAUACAUGACAGUGAGUUGGGUGUCAUCAAAGGUGCCAUAAUCAUUCUUUCAUGGGAAUUAUGCAUUACCACUUUCAAGAAUUCAAGCAUGAGGUAUUUCAUUUAUGACAGUAUUAUGCACUUUCUGCAGAUUGAGAGCAAAAAAAACUCCCCACUUAUCUGACCUGGGGCCUGCUGAUGUUAAUGUGAUGUUUAACAUAAAAUGAUCACGCAUCAACUAAUUUGAAAGUAGGUUCUUUUUUUUAAGCACUGUUAGAGUGACAGACUACAAGAACUCUCCACUAUU